CAACAUCCACUGCAGCAAGUGAAGAUAGAAUUAAUGAAAGUGAAAUGAGCAGUAAAGACGAUGAAUUUGAAUUUGCAGUAGAUUAUAAAUUGUUUGUUAAAACAGCAGAUAGGAUUUCAUACCUGCUAAAUAAAUUGGAUUUAAGUGAAUGUGAAGAUUAUACUGAAAAAAUAACUAAAUAUAAAAACAAAAAUCGGGUUCCAAGUAUUUCAUCUUUAUCUUCUCAUGAUAAAGAUAUUGCUAACAAUGUUUUAAAAAUUAGGAAUGCAUAUCAUUGUAACGUGCACAAUCGUCUCUGCCUUAAUAAAGAAAGUUACAAAGACCUGCAUGUAGAAAUCACCUUUAUGAUGCCUUCAAUUUGGGCAUCCGAUAUGGCACAACUUACACAUCAAUCACCACAAGUACAACCUAUACAAUUAUUAUUACCGCAAGUGCAGCUAUCACCACAACCAAAAUUUCAACUCUCACCACAACCACAAUCACAAUUGAUUUUGCCUUCAUUUUCACUACAGCACAUACCAUUGGCUUUGCCACCACAACCAACACUAUACAAUUGGGCUUUUGGAUCCCAAACGCUUCAAUCACAUCAACCAUUAUUAUCAAUUCCAUAUAACUCAUAUCAAAUGUUACCUUAUAAUUCUGUGCAGCCCCGAAUGAAUCAAUCUAACCCAUAUAUCUCUUUCACUUUACCUUCUAUGGAUGAAUUUUUAAAAGAAGUAGAUGAAAGAGAAGGAACUAGCAACUAUUAUCAAAGUUUUUUGAAAAAGUUUAAUAAGCAACGAGUUUUAGUAAAACAAUUGCAAAGACUAAUGGAUGGGGAAUUUGAACAAUGUGAUGUAGAUACCGUCGGCGCAUGA
This is a messenger RNA of Racocetra fulgida, 857 nucleotides long. The record is from the annotation of a GenBank genome assembly. Lineage: Eukaryota; Fungi; Glomeromycota; Glomeromycetes; Diversisporales; Gigasporaceae.